This is a messenger RNA of Mercenaria mercenaria, 1641 nucleotides long. RefSeq lists its product as uncharacterized. The transcript is spliced from 10 exons. Lineage: Eukaryota; Metazoa; Mollusca; Bivalvia; Venerida; Veneridae. The record is from RefSeq and is a predicted model, not a curated record. The coding region runs from base 194 to 1315 and encodes 373 amino acids.
UCAUGUAAAUCACGAGACUUUCGUGCAGCAAGGAAGGCGGGGAUUUCAUUUACGUAUAAAUAGAAGGACAUUAAAUUUAGGAGUUCAUAUGCUUCCUAGUCUAUUCGGAGAUCGGUCACUGUCGGUUGAUUAGAAGGGUUUUAUACUCGGAAGCACGAGAAAAGCCAUUCAUUUGAAUUUUGGAGUUUACGGGAUGGCGGGGAAGACGCUUUUACGAGUUUGUUUCUGGAUAAUUCUUGCCAGGUUUUGCCAUACCACUUCAGGUACGUGCAUAACACCAGAGGAUAUUGCUCACGGUAACAUGUCUUAUUCUGGAAUCGAUGAAGGAGAUACGGUAACUUACACGUGCAACGUUGGUUACAUCAUCACAAGUACUUCCGCCACCCGUACAUGUAUCAACGGCCAGUGGUCUGGAAGCCAGCCUACUUGCGCAGGGAUUGUUUGCAAUCCAAACAGCAUCAAUGUAUACAAUCUUCCACUGGAUCAUUACUACAAUGCAAUACAGAAUGUAACAAGAGGUGGACUUUUUGUAAAGUGUAAUGUUUCAGACAUCAAUUCUACCACAGUGACAAUCACUGGUUGCCUUAAAGAUUUACCUAUCAUAUUCACCAUUGGGACCUACCAUGGAAUUGAAUUGUAUACACUACUUGGAGGAAAAGAUCUGGUUAUUGUAAAGAUAGUAUGCAACGAAAUAUCAGAGAACGGCACAGUGCUUUACAUAGAGUAUACAAUUUACAAUGCCGGAUUGAGAGACGUUUUGGGAGACAUUGAACAGGAAGGCAUUAAUCUAACAUAUGAAGUGACAUCUUCUUUGAGUUCAACGUCUGUCAUAGUUGGUAACCCAGUCGCUUGGACCAUCAAUUUUCCGAGCGAAUAUAUCCUGGAAGUAACUAGCUGUAAAGGUUAUCCUGGAACUGAUGCUCAGUCUAAUCAUUCAGUCAAUUUGAUUAGCAGUGGAGGGUGCAGUGCUACCAGUGAACUGAUCACUCAUUUUUCAGACGCCUUGGACGGUACAGUCACUGCGACACUUUCAACAUUCAAGUUUUACAACUAUGACAACGUUUUCUUGACAUGUGUCUUGAAAGUUUGCCCAUCUUCGUCAGUUAAUUGUGAUACGACAUGCAGCAGAGCAAAAAGGGGCGCUAGACAUGUUGGAACAACCCAUGAAAAUGACGCAGAAGAGACACGUAUGACCACUGUGCACAAUGUGCUAAAGGUUAUUGACCUAUACUCAAAAGCACGUAUUCCAGUUUCUCGAGUCAGUACGAGCCUGGUAUUGGCCUUGACAUUCAUACACAUUGACUGUUAUUUUUAAUGACGCAGUGAGGGUUUGUCUUAUGUUGAUGACGCAGGGAAGGUUUUUUCCGAUGAAUCGCAGGAACGACAGUCUAACACAUGAACAAAAUAAUGUUAAUUUUAUUUUUUGUUUUUAUUUGUUUUUGUUUUAUUUGUUUUUAUUUUCAUUUUAAAAUGCAUAGUUGGGUUUUAAAUAAAGGAAGAAUAAGUACAGAAAGACUAAGUCUAACACACGGACAAAAAAAAAUUUGUUUGUUUGUUUUGUUUUUGUUUUGUUUUUUGUUUUUAUUGGGUUUUUUUUCAUGCUAAAUGCGUUGUUUGGUUCUGAAUAAAGGAAGAAAGGUA